CUCGGAAAUAUACAGAGGAAAACGCAAGCCGCUAAAACUUCGAAAGUUCGAAGAGGGGGAGCAGAAGGCGGCGAAGCAAAUGGCGGAGGCCCCGACCCCGAGCAAAAUCGAAUCCGCGCGGAAGUGGAUCGUCGAUCACAAGCUCCGAGCCGUAGGUUCCCUGUGGCUGACUGGUAUCGGCAGCUCGAUAGCCUAUAACUGGUCGAGGCCCAAUAUGAAGACCAGCGUCAAGCUCAUCCACGCAAGGAUGCAUGCGCAGGCUCUUACGCUGGCUGCCAUAGCUUGUUCUGGAUUAGUAGAGUACUAUGAUAAAGAGUAUGGCUCUUCUGGACCGAAGGUGGAUCGAUACACAAGACAAUAUGUCGCACACUCGCAUAAAGAUUAAAGAUCUUCAUGCUACAUGUUGGUUACUUUGAUUAGUUUUAGGUUCUUUUGUGGGCGACAUGAACCUGUUCUCUCGAGCCGCCAUUACUACAGAAUGAAAUGAUACUUGCCAGGAUUUUCCUGAGCAAUGAGGGCAUAAUACAGAUAUGGUCUGCAUAACUUGAACCACAAAAUGCAGCAUGCAACUUACUUUGUUCGCAAUCUUGGGGUUAUUAUUAUUACCAUUCUUUUUCUGGUAAUAUAAGUUUGAUGUUGCACUGAAUUA
Lolium rigidum is the source of this 649-nucleotide messenger RNA. RefSeq lists its product as uncharacterized. Gene Ontology annotation, cellular component: mitochondrial inner membrane. Gene Ontology annotation, biological process: mitochondrial respiratory chain complex IV assembly. The transcript is spliced from 3 exons. The record is from RefSeq and is a predicted model, not a curated record. The coding region runs from base 80 to 385 and encodes 101 amino acids. Lineage: Eukaryota; Viridiplantae; Streptophyta; Magnoliopsida; Poales; Poaceae.